CAUAAGAUUUGCUUUCAUGGUUUGAUCCGCACCGCGGGCUUCCUGUUCCUCCCCGGCUUCCGUCCUUUCCUUUCUCGUCGAUAGGAGCGGGUCCCCAUUGCAGUGAUGGCCAAGAUAAAAGCCCGUGAUUUACGAGGGAAGAAGAAGGAAGAGCUGUUGAAACAGCUAGAUGACCUCAAGGUGGAACUGUCUCAGCUCCGCGUUGCCAAAGUGACUGGCGGAGCAGCUUCCAAACUCUCCAAGAUCCGGGUGGUUCGAAAAUCCAUUGCCAGAGUGCUGACCGUCAUUAACCAGACCCAGAAAGAAAACCUCAGAAAAUUCUACAAAGGCAAGAAAUACAAGCCGCUGGACUUGCGCCCGAAGAAGACACGAGCCAUGCGGAGGAGGCUCAAUAAGCACGAAGAAGGUCUUAAGACCAAAAAACAGCAACGGAAAGAACGGCUUUAUCCGCCUCGCAAAUACGCCGUGAAGGCCUGAAGAACUGUCGAAGAAGAAGAGCUGGCCCAUUAAAAAGUUUUUCAACAAAAAAGAGGAAGCUGUGGUUAUGUCUCUUGGGGGGAAUCCAGCGGUUGGGCUCGGAGAUAAAGACGGUAGUUAGCUUGCAAGGUUGCUUUACCUGCGUAGGUAAGAUGGAUGGGAAGAGUUUCUCCCUUCCCCCUGUAAUGUUAUUAAAAGUCUCGGAAAAAUAA
This is a messenger RNA of Pantherophis guttatus, 689 nucleotides long. It is a transcript of the gene RPL35, whose product is annotated as ribosomal protein L35. The record is from RefSeq and is a predicted model, not a curated record. Gene Ontology annotation, molecular function: mRNA binding; structural constituent of ribosome. Gene Ontology annotation, cellular component: ribosome; cytosolic large ribosomal subunit. NCBI's taxonomy places the organism in Eukaryota, Metazoa, Chordata, Lepidosauria, Squamata, Colubridae. Gene Ontology annotation, biological process: maturation of LSU-rRNA from tricistronic rRNA transcript (SSU-rRNA, 5.8S rRNA, LSU-rRNA); translation.